GCCCGUUUUCAGAGAGCCCGCCACGAUGCCUAGCAAGCAAGCAUCAAUGUUGACAAAACUAAAAUAAAUUUCCAUCUAAACGACCCUCUAUUGACUCUUCGAAACGAAAAGCGGCGAACGUCUUCGCCAAACCGUUACCAUUUCAUUCAGACCCCGACGCACCUUUCAUUACGUCUACAGCAAUGGCGACCGACACAAAGUCCCUGUACGUGCUGCCGGGGGACGCCAUCGACAAGUCGCUCGUCCCGCGGCACAAGAAGCAGCCACUUCGGCUGGGGCCCGGGCUGCGACACAUUCCGCCGAGCGCCAUCGUGCCGACGACGGCUGGGCAAUUGGUCGUGGAGCCGCGGAAGAACUCGAUGUGGAUGGAAUAUAACGGGGGGCGUUACGUGCCGGCGCAAAACGACCUCGUCAUCGGGCAGGUGCAGCGCUCGGCGGCCGAGCUGUACCUGGUGAACCUGGCGGCGCACACGGCGAGCGCGACGCUGCCGCAGCUGGCGUUUGAGGGCGCGACCAAGAAGACGCGGCCGCAACUGGCGCAGGGGGCGCUCGUGUACGCGCGCGUGGUGCUGGCGAACCGGCACAUGGACGCCGAGCUCGAGUGCGUGUCGGCGGCGACGGGCAAGGCCGAGGGCCUGGGCCCGCUGACGGGCGGCAUGGCGUUCGACGUGUCGCUAGGCCUAGCGCGGCGGCUGCUCAUGGCGCGCAGCCGCGACGAGGGCGGCGUCGAGGUGCUCGAGCUGCUCGGCGCCGAGGGCCUCGCCUUCGAGACCGCCGUCGGCCGCAACGGCCGCGUGUGGGUCGGCAGCGACAGCCCCAAGACCAUUGUGCUCGUCGGCCGCGCGCUCAGGGAGACGGACGAGGGGCGGCUGGACGUUGAGCAGCAGCGGAAACUGGUCAAGCGCCUGGUGAGGGAGAUGCGGUGAAAGAUGGUGUGAGAGUAGCAGAAAGGGAAUAGAAGCACCAGCGUCGCGACAAGGCUGUGAGGAUGUUAUCGGCGUUGAGGCGGCCACCGGCUUGAGUUGGGCUGCUUUGACGUGGGCUGUCCGCGGCGAUAGGGUGCUGCUACAAAAAGUAGCCACUCCUUAAUCGCUGAGACUCUAAGAUCCCAACUUGGAGUCACUCAAGUAGCAUCUCUUAGAACUCCCGCGAUUGCCAUCUUGCAUGCGGCAAGCAUGCAGAUAUACAGUACCAGGGAGACACCUUAUAGUAGUACUUAGGGACCAUGAGUUCAAAGGUCUCAAAGGUCGUGGAGAGAUUGAACCCCACGCCAGAAUCCAAGACCAAAUCACUCAGUCACGCUUAGUUUUAAAGGGGGUGAUAAAAAGGAACC
Molecule: messenger RNA, 1333 nt
Organism: Lasiosphaeria miniovina
Lineage: Eukaryota; Fungi; Ascomycota; Sordariomycetes; Sordariales; Lasiosphaeriaceae
Exons: 2
Coding region: 183-926 (247 amino acids)
Biological process (GO): nuclear polyadenylation-dependent rRNA catabolic process; exonucleolytic trimming to generate mature 3'-end of 5.8S rRNA from tricistronic rRNA transcript (SSU-rRNA, 5.8S rRNA, LSU-rRNA); poly(A)-dependent snoRNA 3'-end processing
Cellular component (GO): nuclear exosome (RNase complex); cytoplasmic exosome (RNase complex)
Molecular function (GO): RNA binding
Source: RefSeq, a predicted model, not a curated record